Molecule: messenger RNA, 1839 nt
Organism: Hymenoscyphus albidus
Lineage: Eukaryota; Fungi; Ascomycota; Leotiomycetes; Helotiales; Helotiaceae
Source: the annotation of a GenBank genome assembly
UUUAUUCAGCGCGCCCCCUAUGUCUUUUUUAUGGUCAACACCUGAAUUGUUUGAGAGCUGAUUGAAUGUUCCUUUUUCGUUUUUUAUACCUUUCUUCCGCCUUCGCGACUGCCAACGCAGCUCGGGCUGUGGGAGGAGAAGAUGCCAUUCCAACUUGGCUCUUCGCCGUCUCGGCUACAUGUGGCAUCUGGUACUGUUUUAUCCUUGCCGUACAAGCAAUCGGACUCACCCAAUUGUACAGUAACACCAUUGAUAUCUUGUCUUGACCUUUACUUAUUUAAGCCCAGAUUCCGUCGCUAUUCAUCCAAGCCUAAGCCUGCUGUCUCUCCUACACUGAAGGUCGAAGACAUACCCCAUGUUACAAUUAUUCGGCCUGUUAAAGGACUAGAGCCCCAACUCUACGAAUGCCUUGCUGCCACUUUUCAACAGCUAUAUCCUUCCGAAAGGUUGACCAUACACUUUUGUAUAUCUUCGAGGGAUGAUCCAGCUUUCCCAGUACUCCAACGACUGCUAGUAGACUUCCCAGCAUUUGAUGCGAGGAUAUUUGUGGAAGAAGAGGAUCCAGUUCUCAGUGGCAAUGGAGGAAGCAGCAACCUUGGACCAAACCCCAAGAUUCGAAACAUGAGUCGCGGCUAUAGGGAGGCCAAAGGGGAUAUAAUAUGGGCUUUGGACUGCAAUAUUUGGAUUGGGAAAGGCGUUGCUGGAAGAAUGGUCGAUAAGCUCUGUGGAUACGGACCAGACGGGUCAAGGACCAUCCCUUACAAAUUUGUUCACCAAUUGCCACUUGUAGUCGAUAGCGUAGGAGCAAGUGUUGGAGAGGAAAGGAGAGGCCUGCUUGGAGGUUAUGGAACAAAUUCAGCAGUCACCACUGACAACCACGAUUACGACGAAUCAUCUCUGAACACAAUCUUUCGAACUGGUGGAGGACGCCUUGAAGAGAUGUUCAUGGCAGGUUCCCAUGCCAAAUUCUACACAGCUAUCAAUACAGUCUCUGUAGCUCCAUGCAUCGUUGGUAAGUCGAACAUGUUUCGUAAAUCUCACCUCGACUAUCUCACUUCAUCCUCAACCGACUACGCACCUGGAAUCGAUUUCUUCUCUGAAAACAUCUGCGAAGACCAUCUCAUUGGGGAUCUUCUCUGGAGAAAAAAGGUCAAGGAGGAAGAGGAAGGUAUCAAAUUCUACAAACACGGACUUGUGUUCGGCGAUCUUGCUAUUCAGCCAAUGGCUGGCAUGUCGGUACGGCAAUAUAUCGCUCGCAGAGUGCGGUGGCUACGCGUUAGAAAGUGGACUGUGACUUUGGCAACCUUUGUAGAGCCUGGCGUUGAACCUCUAUUAUGUUCGGCAUACGGAGCUUUUGCAUUUACAACCCUACCUUGGUGUUACAAGAACCUCGCUGCUCCCAAUACAUGGCCCGCAUUCUUUCUAUUCUGGCUUAGUAGUCUACUUGCCUGGAUGACUCUGGACUUUUUCGCAUAUCGAAAGCUUCAUUCCGGCUCUUCUGUCGAACUAGAUUACGAAACCCCAUCCUUCGCACGGCCUGCAACACCAAGAAGACCACUUGGUGAAUGGGUUCUUGCCUGGUUUGGGCGGGAGUUUCUUGCUCUUCCUAUCUGGACUUGGGCUUGUUUUGGCGGAACGACUGUCAAGUGGCGCGGAAAGAAGUUUCAUGUUGGUCUCGAUAUGAAAGUUGUUGAGAUUAAGGAGAAGGGGAGUAGAACUGUGCUGGCGACGGCGUCCCCGACUAAUAGCAUGAGAUCGCGGAGUAAGGAUAGACAAGAUUAACGACCUCGAUACCCUAAAUAGAUUGAAAUACACCUAAUGUUUAAUUCUCACAUUUGU